Molecule: messenger RNA, 261 nt
Organism: Cetraspora pellucida
Lineage: Eukaryota; Fungi; Glomeromycota; Glomeromycetes; Diversisporales; Gigasporaceae
Source: the annotation of a GenBank genome assembly
AUGAAAAUACUUUUAUUAGAAAUAGAUUUAACUAAUGAAACAGGUAAUAAUGAUAUGAAUAAGCUUGAAAAUAUGUUAGAAGAACUAGAAAUGUCAUAUGAUUAUAUUAAAUUGUUAGCAGAGGAAUAUAUAAAUGUAGAUGAUAAAUUACAAACAAUGAAUAUACUGACUAAAGAAUCUGUUAUUAAAGAUAUUCUCAAAGAGCAAGGUUUGGUUAACAAUGAAGAUUCAGAUAAUGAUGAGAAAGAGGAGGAGAAGGAA